Molecule: messenger RNA, 763 nt
Organism: Monopterus albus (swamp eel)
Lineage: Eukaryota; Metazoa; Chordata; Actinopteri; Synbranchiformes; Synbranchidae
Gene: soul4
Product: heme-binding protein soul4
Exons: 6
Molecular function (GO): heme binding
Source: RefSeq, a predicted model, not a curated record
AAGAAGAAUCGUAGUAGUAGUAGUAGUAGUAGUAGAAGAAGAACUACGGUCCAGAGGUCUCAGCAGCAACAGUCGGUGUGACCACAACCUGGAACGAUCAGUAAUCUAGUCUAUGUUCUGCACGGACAUUGCCUCUGUGGGUCAAAGGUCGUCUCCUUCAGUGUCAUGGCUCUGAUCUCUCUGGAAGACCUUGAUGGAUUGGACGAUGAGCAAGUGGAUGAUGACAUCACUGACAACCCCGAGCCAAUGGAUGAAGAUGACCGCCUGCUGAGUCACUGGCAGGCUAUCGCCAGUACCCACCAGGUGUCAAUACCUCCAGAAAUGACUGGACCCAUACAUGAAAUGACCCACAACAGCCAGCAGAGGGAGCCCCUCACCUUUUCCCCCAUCUCUUGCCAUGAAAAGAUGGGUGAGCUGCUGUACGAGGAGCGGGAGUAUCCGGCUGGACACUGGGCAUCUGUGACCAGAGGAGAAGACCUGUAUGAACAGAGCAUCUCCAUGGGCUUCAUGAAACUGAUGCGCUUCAUCUGUAAAGAGAACUCUGCAGGCAGAUACCUGGGGAUGACGGUGCCUGUGGUGAAUAACAUUCACAUGAUGGAGGAUGGGAACACUUUUGAGAAAGAUGUCGAGACUUCGUUCUUCCUGCCCACCAGGUUCCAGACCAACCCCCCCCAACCCUUUGACCCCGACAUCACCAUUGUCCACAGAGAGCCAAUCAGAGUGGUUGCCAGCUUACAGACAAAGACUGAAACAAACAAACCCU